Molecule: messenger RNA, 1977 nt
Organism: Linum tenue
Lineage: Eukaryota; Viridiplantae; Streptophyta; Magnoliopsida; Malpighiales; Linaceae
Source: the annotation of a GenBank genome assembly
GCUGAUAUUCUUCUGCCAAUCCCCCCGCGAUCGCCGGAGAGUGAAUAAGAAAAGUGGCGACGGAGAUGGCGGAGAAGGAGGAGGCGGCGGCACCGGCACCGGCGCCAGCGUUCUUGAGGAAUAGAUACUGGGUACUGAGGCAUGGGAAAAGCAUUCCAAACGAGAAAGGAAUCAUCGUCUCCUCAAUGGAGAAUGGCAUCCGUCCAGAAUACCAACUCGCCGAGGAAGGCGUUAUUCAGGCACAGUUGGCUGGAGAAUUGCUCCUCAAGGUUACAUAUUUUUCCUUUUCCAUUGGCUUUCUACUCAUUGCAAUAAGGCUUUGUUGGGGAACUUGUAAAAUCGUUUGGUGUAUGCAGGAGUUGAAGGAAAACGGUAUUCCACUUGAUAGUGUGAGAAUCUGCUAUUCUCCAUUUGCUAGAACAAGCCACACUGCUAGAGUUGCUGCAUCAGCUUUGAGUAUCCCAUUUGAAGGCCCUCAAUGUAAGGUGAUUGAAGAUCUCAGGGAACGGUAUUUUGGCCCUUCGUUCGAACUUAAGUCACACGAUAAGUAUGCAGAGAUAUGGGCACUUGAUGAGAAGGACCCAUUCGCGCAACCAGAAGGUGGAGAAAGUGUGAAUGAUGUUGCUACCAGACUUUCUACUGUCAUCUCAAAACUAGAGUUGGAAUUUGAAAGAUGUGCAAUCUUGGUGGUUAGCCAUGGUGAUCCCUUGCAAAUCUUGCAGACAGUACUCCAAGCUGCCAAGCAAGAAGGACCAACAGGGAGUGAAGACGUUGUGUCCAGACUCCAAGCAGUCAGAAUCCCUUCUGUCUUAUCCCAGCACCGGAAGUUUGCCUUGCUAACUGGAGAACUGCGAGGAGUUGUAUGAACUAGGGCCGAAAAUAUAAGGCUUUCCGAUUUCAAUUCAUGGCUGCAGAUGUAACAAACAAAACCAAAAUGUUGAUUUCAUUAAUAGCAAUAAGCAUCUGCCUAUCGUUGUGCACUUCUGUGCGUGUAAUUUCCCAUUGAGCGUUAACUCUUUCAGCUGCAAUGGUGAUGAAGAUAUGCUUAGCUAAAUUGAAAGAAACGAAGUGGGAGUUCUUCAAACAAGGUUACCAAAUUUUCUUAAUACAUUCAGAGUCAUAGCAGCAUCACAAAAAUAGCAAGCUCUCUAUAGAUACUCUAUACAAGUUGCAAUAAUCAUCUGGCCAGUUCUUUUACGUUUUCUCCUAAUCUUUAGUAAUCCACCUGUUGCCCCUGACCUGAUAACCACCAUAGCUCUGGUCGCUGUUGCUUUCUCCCCCACUCUCGCCACUAUUAUUAUUACUAUUCCCUGCUCUCCGUCGAUGCUUCUUCGUUCUUGUUACCCCGCUGUCACUCAAACUCCCAUUUAAGAGAGGGUCAUCUAUACCACGAAUGACUCUCCGCGGGGAUGAUAAACAACUAUCAUCCUUCGUUCUCUUCUUAUCCUUAUCAUGCUUUCUCAUAUUCUCAGAGAUCUUGUGUAAUUUCUCAUUGAAUUUCGUGAUUCCCUUCUCCACUGGCUCCACUGCCUGGGUUACAGUGAACUUAACGUCGUUGACUAUAAAUCCACCGCCACCAACAACCACAUCCCGCAUACUUUCUUUCAGUGUCAUCCCGCUCCUGACAUCUUCAUCAGGCUGGGGGAGGCGUAGUUUAGUAGGGCGCUCACUGUCCCUGACCUCAUCGGGAUCUAUAGGGCAAUCCACUGAUGCAUAAUCUCCAAGGACAGAAAUUGUUCCGGUGAAACGAUCUCCCAUCAGUGCAUAUGGCUUUGCAGGGAAAACAUACAGAUGAACAACCGAAGCAAUGCCCAUCUGUCCUGGAUGAAUCCAUCAGACCUGUUAGACCUCAAUCAUCUCCAAGAAAAAGAAAUUACUCUAGAUAUAUGAUUUCAAAUACCAAUUAGACUAUAACUAUGAUGACACGAGAUCGAUCGUCACCAAAUAUACCUCAACACAGAUUAUGAAGUCCUGCAC